AAAUAUAGUGGUCUUGUAAACGCCUUGUUUACAAGACCGCGGUAACUAAAUACAAAUAUACUCUUCGAUACACUUGAAUAGAAUGUAUGUUCUAGCCAUGUAACCGUAUUCUAUUAUAUUAUUAUUAUCUAUGAACUAAACGCAUUGCAUAUUUUAUAACCUGACCGAUCACGACUCGCAUAAUGUUUCGCAGGUUUCACAGGUUUCGUACUUACUAUAUUGUGGAAAAUGGCUCACUAUAACUUUAACAACAUUGCAUACGAUUUUUAUAGUCUAUGAUCGUAUUUCGGAAGCAAAAGUAAUUGACGGUAAAACGGCGUCUGCCAUUGGAGAAUAGUAAAAUACAAAACUGUUUGGCACGCUCUAGAUUUGAUAUUCAAUACCUACGCCAUGUGUUAUGGAAAUCUGCACCCGACUUCCGGUACCGGACGCAUACUGGUGUUGGUGUACUCGUUGAUCGGCAUCCCUCUCAACGGUAUCGUGUUGACGCAACUGGGAAGCUUUUUUGAAUCCAGAAUUCUCCGAGCUCAUUACAGCUACAAGACGCAAAGGAUGAUGGGACCCCAACUGAGCCUCAUCCUGGACAUAGUAACGUACCUUAUACCCGGAAUAAUUGUCUUCAUCUUCCUCCCGGCUGGAAUCAUAUCCUUUUUUGAAGAGUGGACGUUCGACGAGAGCGUAUACUUCACCUUUGUCACGUUGACCACCAUCGGCUACGGAGACUAUGUCGCCGGGCAGAAAGUCAACACGGGAAUAUCGUACGACGCGUACAAAGUUUUUCUGGUGUUUUGGAUCAUGUUCGGUCUUGGUUACCUGUUCAUGAUACUCAGCUUCAUAUCGAGGGCGAUGCGGUCCAAGACGCUAGAACACCUGUUCCUGGAACGGCUUAAACAAACCCACUCGAAAAUCUGGCACCAGUUCACCAAGGACGUCGUAUAUAUCAGACGCGUGCUCAACGAGUCGUACCUGUUGAAGUUCAAACCUGUUUACAAGAAAGAGGCGUCGUCACGUGACCAACCACUCAGGCGGAGCCGGAGCGCGCCGAACUUGACUGAGUGGCCGGUGUUGUGCAAGGCACCGGCGGCGGUGCCAGCGGCGUGCCGGACGUCCGACGACGAGGACGAGGAAGCGGUGCGCCAGCGGUUCGAGAAGCACCGGAUGAAGCGCCGGCGGGCCCUGUCCCAGAACAAGAUGCGGUCGCUGCUCCGGCGCACUAAGGCAACGUCCGAGAUCGACUUGGCGCACAUCGACAAGGAGGCCACGUUUGGUGCAGACAUAGCGUCUUACGAGAUCCUGUCACGGGUGGUCGACGCCUUGGAGACGGCCGUGCCUAACCAGCCGGGAGACCACCAGCACCAGCAUCAGCACCAGCACCAGCAACCGCCCGUCAAUCACCAUUUGCAUCCAGACGCCGCGUAUUCGAGUAAGAAAAAAGCGAUGUCGUUCUCCGAGGGCGUGCAUGGGUUCACGAACGAGGACAUACUAGCCGGCGAAAAGAACGAGUGGACAGUCGGCGGUGACAUGCUGAACAGAGAAAACACGUUCGGGCCCAAACACAGAAAUUCGUAUUUCGAGUACGACACGUGGGGUGGAGGUGACGAUCAGAAUUUCAAAAAGUUCAACGAAUACACGAAACACGGUAAUGGUGGCCAGAACAAGCCGCGGGUACCGAAGCUGCGUCGCAUGUCAGCGGCUGCGUUCAACUUUUUGUCCAACAACAUCGCACCAAAGUGGUUUGCUGACAAGCUGGCCGACGGAAACAGUGGCGGCGGUGGUCAGACCUGGAAUGAUGACCCUAGACACAGGCUGUCGCUGAACGACGACCAGGGUUACGGUUACGGGUCCACGCACAACGGCAUAUCGGCGGUCAACCGCACCAGCGCGCCGGUACAGUAUCACCACCGCGGGUCGCAAGGCCUGCAAGUGGUGCCAGACCCACACGUGUACGGAUCAUCGGCACCCGAAAACCAGCGACACCGGCGGCUGUCCAGCCCGGACCCGGUGCUCGCGCACUGCGCAAACACCAUCGCCGUAGCUGACUUUUUGAUGACGUUGCAGCGGUCACUUGACGGUUCGUCCGUCACGGGACAGCAGCCACCGCUGUCAUCUGGAACACACCACGUCGCUAACCGGUCGGCGGUCACCGGUGGCGGAUUCGCGUCCGUCAUCCGCCACGAACGUCGAUCACCGCUUUUCACGCUGUUCCAAGACAGGCCACGGCGGGCGUCCGGUGAAUCGUGGCAGUACUCGUCGCUGACGUCCAUCGUGUCGUCCACGUCAUCCACGGUGGCCAACACGACGACGACGACGCCGGUCACCGAUGACUGUACCAUAAACGCGGUCCUCGAACAGCCCGCGGCAGCUGCAACCACGAGGAGGUCAAAGAAGAAGCGCACGAGACGGUUCUCGAUUAGACCGACAGUGGGGACGACAGAACCCAACGGCGGCGUACGGUGUUGGACGACGUCCGGAACCAACAACACCACCUGUGGCACCACCGACGACUCCGCCCUCAAGGGAAGAGGAGCCGCAAUAGGACUGGGUGCGGGAUAUAUAGGAGCCGGCGGAGGAGACGUCCGACUAAAUAUCGAAGACUGAUGGCGGACGACGUGACACACACCGCCCGCCCACCCACCUAUCCAUCCACCGACCCACCGACGAUAACACCAUAACAAUUAUUGUUUCACGGCCGGAAGUACGCAUCGAUCGCUUUUGUAGAUUGAUCGUCGUCCGCUGUCGUCGAUAAAAGUAUAAAUAUAUGUAUAUAUAUAUGCACACAUAACACGGAACAUCUAUUUAUAUAUAUAUAUUAUAUUUCAUGAGUUAUGAUUGUUCAUAACGAUUAUUAUACGUUUUUACUGCAUUAUUAAUUAUUUUAUAAUAUUAUAAUUUAUUGAAAAUUUUUUUUCAAUUUACAACGGACGACGUCAUGAUAUUAUUCUGUUACCGUUGUGUUAUUUAUUUUACUUAACUAUGUAUACAAUGUGAUAUAUUAUCCAACCAACACACGCGGUGCGUAUGAUAUUAUAAAAAAUAAAAUUUUAAAAAUUUAUAAAAAAAAAA
Messenger RNA from Acyrthosiphon pisum (pea aphid), 3063 nucleotides. It is a transcript of the gene Ork1, whose product is annotated as open rectifier K[+] channel 1. Gene Ontology annotation, molecular function: potassium ion leak channel activity; outward rectifier potassium channel activity. Gene Ontology annotation, cellular component: plasma membrane. The record is from RefSeq and is a predicted model, not a curated record. The transcript has 8 exons. Lineage: Eukaryota; Metazoa; Arthropoda; Insecta; Hemiptera; Aphididae. Bases 391 to 2598 code for a protein of 735 amino acids. Gene Ontology annotation, biological process: potassium ion transmembrane transport; stabilization of membrane potential.